This is a messenger RNA of Corvus hawaiiensis (hawaiian crow), 3319 nucleotides long. RefSeq names its product matrix metallopeptidase 28 (gene MMP28). Gene Ontology annotation, molecular function: metalloendopeptidase activity; zinc ion binding. Gene Ontology annotation, cellular component: extracellular matrix. NCBI's taxonomy places the organism in Eukaryota, Metazoa, Chordata, Aves, Passeriformes, Corvidae. The transcript is spliced from 8 exons. The coding region runs from base 358 to 1638 and encodes 426 amino acids. Gene Ontology annotation, biological process: extracellular matrix organization; collagen catabolic process; proteolysis. The record is from RefSeq and is a predicted model, not a curated record.
UGAAUCGCUGUGUUGAGCCGGGGCGAUUAGAGCUGUGGGUUUGGUCGCCUCUGGCUGCGGAUGACACGGCAGCAGCGUGUUUUGGUCUCUCGGCAGCAGCGUUUCCUCCUACCCCUCCAUCGUGUCGUGGCCAAACACCCCAAGAGCCAUCAAAAAUAAUGGGGAGGAGACACACAGGAACCUGUCCGGGCACGGGAGGUGCUGCUGCUUGAGCUCUUCCUGGAGAAAUAUGGCUACUUUAGCGAGCAGGGGGCCGGCACGCACAGCCCCGCCGAGUUCACCGAGGCGCUGAGGGAUUUCCAGCGGGUGACCCACCUCCCGCUCAGCGGGGUGCUGGAUGCCCCCACCCUCCAUCAGAUGGCUCUGCCGAGGUGCGGCACCGACGACGGGAAGAGCCGCGCUGCCGGGGCACGCCGGGCAUCGCCCGCCUGGCGCCGCAGGCGCACGGCACAGCACGGUGGGCGGUGGUACAAGCGGCACCUGACGUACCGCGUGGUGAACUGGCCGUCCUACCUGCCCCAGCACGAGGUGCGCCUGGCUGUGAGAGCCGCCUUCGAGCUCUGGAGCAACGUGUCCUCCCUGGUGUUCUGGGAGGCGCAGGAUGGCCCAGCUGACAUCCGCCUGACCUUCUUCCACGGCGACCACAACGAUGGACUCAACAACGCCUUCGAUGGGCCAGGAGGUGCCCUGGCUCAUGCCUUCUUCCCCCGGCGAGGAGAAGCCCACUUUGACAGCGCCGAGCGCUGGUCCCUGCACAGUGGCAAAGGGCGCAACCUCUUCAUCGUGGUGGCCCACGAGGUCGGGCACACGCUGGGGCUGGAGCACUCGCCUGUCAAGAGCGCCCUGAUGUCUCCCUACUACAAGAAGCUCAGCAAGGAUUUUGUCCUCAGCUGGGAUGACAUCUUGGCCAUCCAGAACUUGUAUGGGAAGCCCUCCAAGGGCUUGGCUAUCCAGCUCCCAGGAAAGGUCUUCACUCACUUCCAGGACUGGAACACGGACUUUUAUGACAGGGACCGACAGCAGAGGAGCCUCAGCACCUAUUACUGCCACUCCUUCUUCGACGCCAUAACCGCCGAUGGGGAUCACAACCUCUACAUCUUCAAGGGCAGCCACUACUGGGUGGUGUCAGCGAGUGGCAACGCCAGUGACCCGCGGCCGCUGCAGCCGCGCUGGCCCGGCCUCCCCGCCGGCAUCGACGCCUGCGCCUGGUCCCAGCUCAGCGGAAAGUUCUACUUCUUCAAAGGCGGCCGCUGCUGGUGCUACGCGGGCUCCAAGCUGGAGGCAGGAUUUCCCCGAAAAUGCAGCGCCCUCGGGCUCCCUCGGCACCCGGACACCGCGCUCUACUUCCAGCAGCUCCGGCGCCUUGUCCUCUUCAAGGGCCCCAAGUACUUCGUGGUGAGCGAGGAGCCCCUGGGCGUGGAGCCCUACUACCCCCGCAGCCUGCGGGACUGGGCAGGGCUGCCCCCGGGCACGGCCGGGGCCGUCCCCCACCGCCACGGCUCCGUCUACUUCUUUCGGGAUGACCAGUACUGGGAAUUUGACCAGGCUAAGCUGCAAGUGGUGGCCACUGGCAAAUGGGCCACGCAGCUCGCCUGGAUGGGCUGCUGGGACGCCAACAGUGAGCAGGUCCUUUUCUGAGCACGGCCUGACAGGAUGGAAAGGGGGUCUGGACCCCACAUCGCUCGCUGCUGCCUGGGUCCCUCUUUAUGUGACUCUGGAUUCCUGUCUGAGGAUGGUUAGGCAGGGACUGGCUGCCCACGGAUGGCUGGAGCUGUGGGGUGGUGGAGCAGUGCCCCAGCAGAGCUUGGGAGCAGCUGGGACAGGUCCCCCACAGCCAGGUGGGCUGGAGGUUUGGGACACGGUAUUUUUUUGAAAAGGCCACAAAAAAAAACGGUAUCAGCUGUGGAGACUGUGAACACACCCAUUUCUGGCAACUUCCAGGAUAUUGUUACACAUUUUUUUCAAAGCAGGACUGGGGUUUGUUGAUGCUUUUUGAUAUCUUUGUUGAUGCUUGUAUCUGUCAUUUCCCCUCGAUCAGGCGGAGAAUUGUCUCGCUGCUGCUUGCUUUGGGGUUUGGAUGGUUUUAAACAACAGACUGAGAAUGUUUCAUGCUUAAAACUAAAAGACAAGAGACACUUGGACAAAAAUUUGGGUCCAUGUGGAGCUUUGCCCCUGCUGUUUGUUCAGACCCCGGGGUAUGGAGGAUUGGGGAUGCUUUGCUGGGCUGUGCUCACAUCCCAGUGCUCUGCUGAGGCACUGGCUGGAGACAUCACCAGAGUGGGAUUUUGGGGCUGAAAGCAGAGGGAUUUGGUGUAGGAGCCUCUUUGGGGUGGAGAGAAAAGGGAGGCUCAGCUGAGCUGCUGGCCAUGUCACCGUGCAGCUCACAGGCAGCAGGAGCACCGGCUUUCUGAUGGGUUUGGGGUGCCUGGGUGGGUUCUCAGUGUCUGAUAAGGGUUGUGCUCACCUGGCAGCCCUCCUUGUGUGCAGAGGAAGUGUCUGUGCUCUGCUGUCUCUGAAAGAGUCAGGAUCAGCAUAUUUCAGAGUCCCUGGGCCCCACCUGGAUGAAAGGGGGUGACAAAUAACUGGGGGAGGAGGAGAAGAGGAGAGGGCGAGCAGGACAGAGGGACAUGUCCAUGCAUGCAGGCUCACAGGGGCAGUGUGGCUGCAUAUUCCUCAUUCCUUUCCCAAGGCAGACUCCCCACCUGGAAACGCCGCUGGCUCCUGGGCACAGUCACCAGUGGUGUCUGCAAAGAGCCAUCGUGUCCCAGGGCUGGAAUUCCGUGGCAUUGGUGCCAAGCAAGGCAGGGCUCAGCUUUAUUAAAUGAUUUCUUGAAACCAUUUCUUCAGUGGUUCUCCCGGGGCUCAGGGCCCAGCACUGCUUUGGUCCUGCUGUGCUGUGCCAGGGUGCUGUGCCACCUCAGGGUGCCCUCCUGAUGCCAGCAGCUCCAAGGAUUCCUCUUUCACUCACCUUUGCCCAUUCUAGAUCCUCCCUGCAGAGCAGGGCUUGCCCUAAGCAGGGUGCCAGGGCUGCUACUUCCCGAGGGCUCUGGGUGCUGCCAGGUGCUGGCUGAGCUGUGGGUUUGGUGGGAUGAGGAUCCAGAACUCUGCCUGUUCUCCGUAACACCUGUGAGUGAGCCCUUCGUGUGCAGACACAGACACGGGGUCUUCAUCUGCCUAAAAUCUCAGGGGAUUUCCCACAUUUCCAAAGAAAUGGGCAUUUUGGUUGGAAUUGAAUGACAGUAACGUGACGUUGCCUGCAGGGAAUCCCGAGGGCUUGGAGACCUGACAGCAAAUAAAACCAACCUCUGGAUAUGUGGCA